Messenger RNA from Venturia canescens, 4712 nucleotides. RefSeq names its product mucolipin-3-like. NCBI's taxonomy places the organism in Eukaryota, Metazoa, Arthropoda, Insecta, Hymenoptera, Ichneumonidae. Gene Ontology annotation, cellular component: plasma membrane; lysosomal membrane. The record is from RefSeq and is a predicted model, not a curated record. Gene Ontology annotation, molecular function: NAADP-sensitive calcium-release channel activity. Bases 777 to 2714 code for a protein of 645 amino acids. The transcript is spliced from 3 exons.
UAACCCACAUUCCCGUGAUUUACGAUUACGCUCUAAUAACUCCACGAGUUAAUCUCCGAUGAGUUUUACACCCUAACCUACAUACAUAUCGCAAAUCUUCGUGAUACACUUCCGCGUUACCGGAAAGUUUAUCACUUCCGUUUUUUCCAGAGUGAGCAUUCGAGUAUUCCCUGUCUAGCAGAAUUUCGUGAAUGUGUAAUACCGUAUUGACCAGUAUUGACACACGUCGGGACGUGUUUUUCCAGGCAUGAUAGAGAUAAGAAAGAGCAGGCAGAGAGGAAAUCAGAGUAUCGGCAACGAACUUCGGUGUAUAGAGCGAGAACUGGUUAGCGGUUGGGUUUGGUUCAGUCGUUGAUGAGAUGGCGUGGAUGCAAACAACAGACAACAAGCUUGGGCGAAAAGUAUCCGAGCAGCUGUUAGUUGCGCGUGUGAUACGUGCAUGCGUCAAUCGUUUCGUCGUUGAUCGCACUACGCGGCGCGUCGAUUCGUUGAGUAUUUAAACGCGAUAAAACAAAAAAAGAAAGGAAUCGAUUGGCCGUCAUCGCAUUAUUUAUUUUAUUAUUUUUCAUCGCGUUUCGAAAAUCAUAAAUCGAUGACCUCGAGCAUUCGCGCGGACGUGGUAUAGUUUGACCAUUCGGACACGAGAGAAGCGUCUUUUGACGUUUCGAAAGCUUCCGAGAACGCCUGUAAAAACGAAGGAAAACAUUGUGCAGCUGAAACUACGCGACCUACCAUCAUCGUCCAGCAGCGAUACUGGUGAUGUAAACUCCAUAAAAAUGGCGGACAACGGUAACGCGGAGGAUAAUAACAAGAGAAAUCUUGUCGAUGGUGAAUCCGGUGCAAUGAGAUCAGGCAAUAUUCUACGGGCUAAUUCAUGGAGCGAGGGGCCUGACGAUCACGAGGAUUACGACGGUGGCCUACUCGCCCCUGACAACGGUGAAAUAAGUGACUCAAACAUAGGGACUUCGAGGACAAGAAACACAUUCGCAACCAAUUCUUACAUGGAGAAUAAAAUGAGAAGGAGGCUGCGAUUCUUUUUUAUGAAUCCCAUAGAGAAAUGGCAGGCCAAACGUCGCUUUCCAUACAAAUUUGCGAUUCAAGUCAUUAAAAUCAUACUCGUCACCAUACAACUGUGCCUUUUUGCACACAAUAAUUAUAUUCAUGUUAACUACACGUGGGAUAACAGAGUCGCCUUUUCGCAUCUCUUUCUCAAAGGAUGGGACGCUAUGCAAGAGGUACCGGCGUAUCCACCAGCAACGGGGCCAUUGGCAUUAUAUAAAAAAGACGAAUUCUUCGACACGAUUGAUUACGCCCUGCAAGGUUAUUACAAUCUGAGUAACGCGAUUGGUUCGUACACUUAUACGAACGAGGAUAAUUCGAUCGGUCCGGUGACGCUGUGUCGUUAUCAAUACAAGAACGUCCAAAUUUACGGGUUCAACGAGAGCUAUGUGUUCAACAAUGCAGUAGAAAAGAUAUGUUUCAACAUAACGAAAAGUGCCAACGGGAACGAGAACUUCAAAUCUCGAGAUUAUUUCAAUAGGAUGAACGCGGAGGGAGAGGACGAUUUGAAUUUUUCAUCGUUGAUCAAGGCCUUCUUGAAAUUCUCUGUAAAAACGGUAAAUAUCAAAGCAGCAGGACCAAUAACACCGGCGGAUUGUUACAAAUUUGAUAUCAGAAUAAUAUUCGACAAUGGCGAUUUCGACGGGCAAAUGUUACUGUCAUUGGACGCGGUUGCUAAAAGAUUGGAGUGUCAAGGAGACACGGAAUACACAACGGACAAUCGUUUGGAUUCGGCGCUCCGAACCCUUUUGAAUCUUCUCGUAAUAUUUAUUUGCGGUCUCUCAUUGGCGCUCUGCUCCCGAGCGAUUUAUCGCGCACAAUUAUUGAAAUUUGAGACGAUCAAGUUUUUCGAGAAAACUUACGGCAAGAGUCUCAGUUUCGAGGGUAAACUCGAGUUUCUUAAUAUGUGGUACAUCAUGAUAAUAAUCAACGAUCUCUUGAUAAUCGUCGGUUCAGCGAUGAAGGAGCAAAUCGAGAGGAAAUAUUUCGGCAGCGAUCACUGGAACGUCUGCAGCAUUUUCCUCGGCACUGGAAAUCUCCUCGUAUGGUUCGGAGUCCUGAGAUAUCUCGGAUUUUUCAAAACCUACAACGUCGUCAUAUUGACCCUGAAAAAAGCAGCUCCGAAAGUCGCGCGUUUUCUCAUUUGCGCCAUCCUCAUUUACGCCGGUUUCACUUUUUGUGGAUGGCUCGUCCUCGGCCCUUAUCACAUGAAAUUCCGGUCCCUCGCGACCACCUCCGAAUGCUUGUUCGCCCUCAUCAACGGCGACGAACUGUACGCCACUUUUUCCAUCACUUCCUUCAAAUCUCCGAUGCUCUGGUGGUUCUCUAGAAUUUAUUUGUACAGUUUCAUGUCCCUCUACAUUUAUGUGAUUCUCAGUCUUUUCAUAUCCGUUAUAAUGGACGCCUACGAUACCAUAAAGCUGUACUAUCGCGAUGGCUUCCCGAAAAACGAUUUGCAGGCUUUCAUCGCUGCCUGCACCGACGAAGCCUCCAGCGGUGUUUACCGACAAGAAUGCGACGACAGUGAUUUCACAGAGCUUUUCAACAGGCUCUGUUGCUGUCGAAAAAGGGCCUACGACAGCUUCACCGAAUCCACCGGUACAACAAUCGUAUCGAAAAGCGACGAAACUUGUCCAAACGCAAUUUGCAUAUAGUCCACUCGUAUAUCAUAGUUUUACGUACAAGAAUUACGGAUCUCUGCAUCAAACACCGCAAUGAGGAUUUGAGGAGAAAAAAAGGUCCUUUGCGACCAUUUUUAUCAGUUACCAAAAACACGCAUACCCGAUAACAAACUUUUUGAAGAAUUUUUCUCGCUAUUCUUCCUGGCCCUUGGCCUUUUCUUCGUGCGAAGAUUUUCGUGUUCGAAUCGCCGAUACGAGAAAGUAUUUCAUCGAGAAAAAACAACGUCAUGACAAUAAUACGCGAGCGAACAAACAUAAUAAUUCACGUCGAUUCUUUCGUCUAAAUUUAUCUAAUUAAAUUGGAAAGAAGACGAUUUUCUAGAUGCUUCAAUUGUUUUCGGGUUUCGAGAAUUUUAUCAAGUUUUACGCACAAAAUGAUUUCUCGCGUCGUUGAAAAUAGACGACUAAAUAAAUGUGGAGAAACAAAAUUUUGUGGUCGUUGAGAAAUUCACAGCGAAACUGUGAUGAAAUACGUCGAGUAUAAUUGCAAUCUGUAAUCAGUUGAUAAAUCUCGAUCUGUGAAUUAGCCUCUAACAAGCAGAAAAAAAAUAUAAUAAUAUUAAUAUUAUUUAAGAUUAAGUUAAAAAAAAAAAACAAUCGCGAGCCUCGAUUAUUGUGAAUAAUCCAGAAUCUGGGGGGUGCUAAUGAAAAAUCGAGUCUGUGAUAAAAUCGAGGACCGAUCGAAGAUUGACAAAUAUGUACGAGUAAAAAAAGCAUUUAAUAUAUUCAGUGUAACGAGGUGAAUCGCUCCACGAAGUCACUCGCAACUACGGAACGAACUAACUGCCGAGAUUUUAUUGAUGUAAUCGACAUUCUCGAUCGAAUUUUAAUAACCGCGAAUAACAAUUGUUUGAUACGAUUUACAAAACACCAAAAACCAGGAUUUUUCAGUCAAUAUAUCUUGACGUAUCCGAAAUGACGGCCGGUGAAUAAUCGCAUUCGAAAUUAGUGGAACGAGAUGUUUUUUUUUCAAACUGCUCCCAGUAUUUGAACAAUUGUAGACUCUUUGCUUACGAAAAAUCUCUUUUAAACAUUUAAAAAGUAGUUGGACACUUUUUUAGUUUUUUUUGUUCAAUUUGCGAAGCAGCAAAUUUUGGAAGGAGUCAAAAAAACCAUUUUGUUUCACCUCUUUCGGACCUGAUGAUGAAUUAAGAAUAUCAUUAACGUUACAAUGUAAUCGUCGCGUAUGUAAAUAUAUCAACUUUUGUAUAUAUUCGUGUAAUAUUGUAUGUAAUAUAAAUGACACGUAUACUCAUUAAAAUGUAUAUAUUGCAUGACCUAUCGUCAGAAAGUCAUAAAAUACCGAAUUAAGCGCCUUCGGCUGGAGAAAAUUGAUGUGAAAAUUAGAAUUUUUCGAAGUUUACAUUUUCUGUUUUAUGAAGAACGUUAAUUUUUUAUUAUUAGGAAACUAAAUCGAGUUCGGUGCUUUGUUAAUGAUUUGGGAUAACAGAAAAUAAUGACGUGCAGAAUGUUGAGGAAACGAAUGAAUUCAUAGAGAAUAUGAAAACUUGGAAAUUAUGGAAUUUUAUAUUUGACGAGAAAAUUAAACGAAAUUCAUAAAUUUAGAUCAAUUUGUUAUUUUUAUUUAGUCUCUAUUUUUUAUCAAACAAACGAGCGUGCUAUUAGUUAUAAAAAUGGCUGAUUUUAAUCUUUGGAAACCAGAAAUCUAGUGUUGAAGAACAACUUCGAUUCAAUAACCAUUUUUAAAAACUUUCUGAUGAUAGGGAAUGUAUAAAUGUUGUUGAAAAACCGGAAUUCCGUCGGGCUCAAAAUACACGAAAUUGUAAUAAAAACGUCCAAUUCAUUUUUUUGGCAUGAAAGAGAAAAAUGUUUCUCACGUGAAUGCCGAUAUCCAAAAAAGUAUUAUGUGCCAAAGAUGCAACUGCGUACGCAUAAUUAUAAUUGACAUUAACGAUCCACAUCAAAAGUAAAGACGAAUACACGAAUAAAUGUCACGGCUUUUCAAUUGAA